UGCGCUGUUUCUUCACUCUCCUCAGGCGACGGGCGGCGGGCAUGGCGGCGGCAGCGGCGGCGGCUUUCCUGGCUAGGGCCCGGGGGACACCCAAGGCAUUGGCCUUUGGAUGCCUCCGCACACUGCACACCGUGUACCAGUCAGUGGAGCUGCCAGAAACCCACCAGAUGCUUCGUCAGACUUGUCGGGACUUCGCAGAAAAAGAGCUGAUGCCAGUGGCAGCUCAGUUGGAUAAGGAGCACCGCUUCCCAGCCGAGCAGGUGAAGAAGAUGGGUGCCUUAGGGCUGCUGGCUAUGGAUGUGCCAGAGGAGUACAAAGGAGCAGGCCUGGACUACCUGGCCUAUUCCAUAGCUGUGGAGGAGAUCAGCAGGGGCUGCGCGUCCACCGGUGUCAUUGUCAGUGUCAAUAAUUCUCUCUAUUUAGGGCCAAUACUCAAGUUUGGCUCUGAGGAACAGAAGCACAAGUGGAUUGCACCCUUCACCAGUGGAGAGAAAAUUGGCUGUUUUGCCCUUAGUGAACCAGGAAAUGGCAGUGAUGCUGGUGCAGCAUCCACAGUGGCACGCCUGGAUGGUGACGAGUGGGUUCUGAAUGGCACCAAGGCCUGGAUCACCAAUGCCUGGGAUGCUUCAGCCACUGUGGUGUUUGCUACUACGGAUAAAUCCCUGAAGCACAAGGGCAUUAGUGCGUUCCUGGUUCCCAUGCCAACUGCUGGGCUGUCACUGGGGAAGAAAGAAGACAAGCUGGGAAUCCGAGCCUCUUCCACUGCCAACCUGAUAUUUGAGGACUGUCGGAUACCCAAGGCCAACCUACUGGGGCAGCCAGGAAUGGGCUUCAAAAUUGCCAUGCAAACUCUGGAUGGAGGAAGGAUUGGCAUUGCCUCCCAGGCUCUUGGCAUAGCACAGGCAGCUCUGGACUGUGCUGUGGAUUAUGCUGAAAAGAGAAUGGCCUUUGGGUCACCCAUCACAAAGCUGCAGGCAGUGCAGUUUAAGCUGGCAGACAUGGCUGUGGCCUUGGAGGGUGCACGCUUGCUGACCUGGAGAGCUGCUAUGCUGAAAGACAAUGGGAAGCCCUUCACAAAGGAAGCUGCCAUGGCCAAGCUGGCUGCAUCAGAAGCUGCAACAAACAUUGCUCAUCAGGCUAUCCAGAUCCUGGGUGGGAUGGGCUACGUGACGGAGAUGCCGGCUGAGCGCCAUUACCGGGACGCUCGCAUCACCGAGAUCUACGAGGGGACCAGUGAGAUCCAAAGACUGGUGAUAGCAGGACAAUUGCUGAAGGCCUACCGUAGCUGAAGAGGCUGGGUACAGCAAGACACUGCUCCAGAGUGCUUUGUAAUAGUGCACAACAGUGAUCAAGUCUUGGCCUGCUUGAAUGAGGCUAUUGGUGGAAGAUUUCCUCACCAAUGAGUAACUGACCCUUUUGUUAAAAAAUGUGCUGACUCUGCUUUGGACAAAGUGUGGUGCAUGGAAGGUUGUAUCUAGGUUAGUAAAUGAUGGCUGUGAGUGCAGGAGGGAGGAGGCACCCUGUCCAUGUAGGAGAGCGUAUGUGUUUUCCUAAACUGGAGCAUUGUUUUGGUGUGGUAGCAGCAAAAUGACUUUGCUGUUCUGUAAAGCCAGCAGCUCUCCUUGUGUGCUUCCCAGUCACUGCCUGUUUUGCAAGGAUUUGUCACUACUUGGUACUCAAUAACCAGUGACAAAGUUUGAGGCACUGAGAGAUGUGACCUCUGUGCUCUGUUCCAGGCUGUGGGUUACACUGCUGCUUCUGAUCAGACAUCAGUGAAUUUCAGGUGUGGGAUUCUUCCAGCUGGAGCUGAGGUAGUCUGUGCAGCAGUGCACUUUUCCCCACUUGCAGCAGGAGAGGAGCCAGACAGGAGGACACAGGUACUACCUAUGCAUAAAGGGCUCUUCAUACAGACUAUGUAGAUGUACAAAAGUCAGGAAAACCCUCUCAGUCUUGGGGAGUAGAGCCCAGCAGCCUGCUUGCUCAGCCACCUACAGCUGUAGGUGUGAGAGUUAAGGAUAGAACAGCUGUAUAAUGCCUGAGGAUGAUUUAAAAAAAAAAACAGAACACAGUCCACCAAAAACUUGUCUGCUCCCAAAGCUGCUUUUGGUGUGCCAACAACUACCCAACAGGAAGGAGUGCAUCAAGUGGCAGUAGCAGCCUUUAAUCUCAACCUGUUUUGGACAACAACUAGGAAAUAAACAGAUGACAUUGGAAAACCUUACCAGGAAGCUUUAGCAGUAGAACAUUAUCCUCAGUUAUCUUUGGCAAGAAAUUAACUUGUAGAAGAUUUAACAGCCAAAAGAUCUCAACUCAGGAAAAAAAGGGACAGGAUUAAGACUGCACCCUGUAUGGCUCAACCCCUUUUCCAGACGAGUACACUAGAGGGCAAUGGUUAUUUGACCGUGGUGACAUUCAUUUAGAUUUCUGUGGAGAGAAAAACCAAGAGGAUUCUACUACAUAUAAGAAAGCAGAGAAGACAAAUAAAGCCUGAUUUUUUUAAGGUU
Molecule: messenger RNA, 2504 nt
Organism: Calypte anna (Anna's hummingbird)
Lineage: Eukaryota; Metazoa; Chordata; Aves; Apodiformes; Trochilidae
Gene: ACADS
Product: acyl-CoA dehydrogenase short chain
Exons: 10
Coding region: 42-1289 (415 amino acids)
Biological process (GO): fatty acid beta-oxidation using acyl-CoA dehydrogenase; butyrate catabolic process
Cellular component (GO): mitochondrion
Molecular function (GO): flavin adenine dinucleotide binding
Source: RefSeq, a predicted model, not a curated record